Molecule: messenger RNA, 4055 nt
Organism: Ctenopharyngodon idella (grass carp)
Lineage: Eukaryota; Metazoa; Chordata; Actinopteri; Cypriniformes; Xenocyprididae
Gene: maneal
Product: mannosidase endo-alpha like
Exons: 4
Coding region: 1084-2412 (442 amino acids)
Cellular component (GO): Golgi apparatus
Molecular function (GO): alpha-mannosidase activity
Source: RefSeq, a predicted model, not a curated record
AAAUUUACACUAUAAAAUGAAUCGUUUCCAACUAAUCUGACUGGAAAAGCAGCAGCAGUGUACAUCAUGUGAUAGCAAUGUUUGAAAUGCAUAUGGAAUUGUUUCAAAUACUGUUUGAAAAAAAAAGAAGUAGUAUUUAGUAUAUGACUUGCAAAAGUUUCCUCUCAAAAUUUGAUAAAAAAAGCAAAACGAUCAUAUUUAUUACAGAGAUGAUAGAUAUAAUUAAACAUAAAGAGGUGACAACAGUGUACUGUUUUAAAUACAUUUCAUUGCAUAAUACGUAUUGUUUUACAUACUACUUAAAAAAAAAAAAAAAAAAAAAAAAAAUGCAGUGUUCAGUAGAUAGGCUACUGCUCAGUAUGCAGUAAGCAUCAUGCCAUUUUGAACACAGCCUGUGUCCUUGCUUGAGCAUGCGUGCAUGGUGACAAACCCACGAGACUCCACCUUCCAGAAACAAGAGAUGAUUUAUCAUGAGCACAGUGGCGACAGACGCACAGAAAUCAGCCGAUGCUUUCACAAAGCCAGUACAUCUGAUGUGAAAGUGUUUUAUACCGCGCAGAAGGAUUAGAAUAAAAAUCCACGCGUGAGAGAACACCAGAGAGAAGACAGCGUGCAGUUUGCGAGUGGGAAGCAACACAACGGUGUAUGUGAUAAAUACAUGAUUGCAUGGAAGCUUUUGCGUCGAAUUCAAACGGGCGUGUGCGACUUUAACAAAAAGAAAAAAAAAUGCGUUGUGAAUUGUUGAUUCAGUUAUAUAGCGAAUGCUGUUAGGUUAUAAAUAUGCCGUAAUAAAUAAUGUAGGCUGGUUUGUCAGCUUAAUAUCCUCGUAUGUUCAGAAAUUAAUUAAAACAUCUUAGCUAUUUUUUUACCUAGCUAUUUGUUUUUAUAAAUCGCUAAUGUAACAAAGAUAAUGGCUUCUUGAUGAGGACCAAGCGACCAACCCGGAGUGCCAAACGCAAGUUUGAUAGAUAGGGCAAACUGGAACUGGAGAUGGAACACAAGCAUUUUACAACAUACUUUUGGAGGCCUCGACCAUAUUAACCAAUUUCUGAACUGUCUUCUCUAGCACCACGGACAGCGACCAUGAACAGGUUACGCAGGAAAGCGUGCGUGGCUCUUUUAUUGUUUACUCUUUUCAUUUUUGGUACUAUGAUGGGCCUACGAACCCUGAAACCCACUGAUGGUUUCUCGGAUCUUGCUCCAGGAAUGGAGUUGAUGCCUUUGGUGGGAGAGCGAAUGGACCAGAGACCCAAUUAUGUAGUUGAAUCAGCAGGUCAAAAUGCUGGUGGGGGGAGUGACACCAAGAUAGUGUUCUCCAACUCUGGUCCUGACCACAGCAUAUUUUAUGACAUUCACAUCUUCUAUUAUUUAUGGUAUGGCUCGCCACAGAUGGACAGUAGUUAUAUACACUGGGACCACGUACUGGUACCACACUGGGACCCCAAAAUAGCUGCCAGUCACCCGAAAGGACGACACAAUCCUCCAGACGACAUUGCGUCCAGUUAUUACCCUGAACUGGGACCCUACAGCUCCAGAGAUCCAGAUGUCAUUGAAUCCCACAUGUCGCAAAUCGAAGCUGCUGCUGCAGGUGUGGUGGUCCUGUCCUGGUACCCGCCUGGUGUGGCAGAUGAACAUGGCAAACCCUCAGAGGAUCUAGUGCCAGCUGUAAUGGACGCUGCCCAUAGACACAGUAUCAAGGUUGCGUUUCACCUGCAGCCCUACAAAGGUCGGACGGACCUCAGUGUGCAUGACAACAUCAAAUACAUUAUUGACAAAUAUGGGAAACAUGGGGCUUUCUACAGGUUUAAGUCCAGCACUGGGAAGGUCCUUCCACUCUUUUAUGUGUACGACUCCUACCUUAUGCCACCUGAGGCCUGGGCUGAGCUGCUAACCGUCAGAGGGUCUCACAGUCUCCGAGGAACUCCUUAUGAUGGCAUCUUCAUUGCCCUCAUUGUGGAAGAGCGCCACAAGCAAGAUAUCCAAGCUGGUGGUUUUGAUGGCAUGUACACCUACUUUGCUUCUAAUGGCUUUUCCUUUGGAUCUUCUCACCAGAACUGGAAAGCAAUCAAAGCUUUCUGUGACAAGAACAACUUACUGUUUGUACCUAGUGCAGGACCUGGUUAUAUGGACACCGCCGUCCGACCGUGGAACAACCACAACACGCGCAACAGAGUGAAUGGACGAUAUUACGAGACCUCUUUGCAGGCAGCAAUAUCAGUAAGGCCUGAUAUAAUCACAGUAACAUCAUUUAAUGAGUGGCAUGAAGGAACUCAGAUUGAGAGGGCUGUGCCCAAGAAGACUGUGGCCCGUCUGUAUUUGGACUACAAACCCCAUCAGCCAGACCACUACCUGGAGCUCACCAGGAAGUGGGCGGAACAUUUUAGUAAGGAGAAAGAGCAGUGGCUUAUGUGAUUGGACCUCGUAACUUCUUAACAUUGUUGAGAUUUGAGUCUAACACUGACAUUGUCAAAUAUGAUCCUUCAAUUUAUGCAUACAUUUUAAAGGCAGCUAAUUAGCAAGGACAAGCCACCUUCUUUCACACAUUCAGUUCAUUGAUAAAUAAUUGAUUUACUGUCAAUUUUCUUGAAAGCAAAUGUUUCGAUGCGAGUAUUUACAAGAACAGUUCACCCAAAAAUGAAAAUUCUGUCAUCCUAUAGUUGGUGUAAGUUACCCAUCAGCCAUCACCAGCCAUAUCUUCAUCAUGAGGCUGGCCUCGUCACUAAAAGCCUGUUUACACCUGGUCAUUUUGUGUGUUUUUACUGAUCGGAUGGCUAACCGUUUUGUUAAAACUCUUCCAUUUACACUCGGGUCACAUAAAUGUGUCGGAAUAUAAAUCCGAUCUUCGAUUCCCACACUAUAUGCACACAGAUGCUAUUUUUUUUACAAUUUUGGGAGAAGUACAAUUUACAUAUGUGGCUUCAACAACCAGAUGCAUUUACAAUUGUUCAGAUACAUCUGGAAUGCAUCUCAAACCACCUUCUGAAGUGUUUUGAGCGAUCGGAUUUAAAUCUGUCUCAAAUGUGCUUCGGAGGGCAUUGACACCUGGUCUUUUUACAAUCUAUUAAUUAUCCGAUCAGAUAAAAUGCAUGAAGUCAUCAGGUGUAAACAGGCCCUAAAAGACUCCAUCAGCAUUUCGUUGGUCUCAUUUACAAUUUGCAAGUAUGAGCUUAUUUACAGUGACUAAUAUGUGUCAUCUAGUCUUGCUUAACAGUUUUACAGCUGAAGGAUAAUUUGCUCAUCAUUUCAAAUCUAAAUUACUUGUAUUUCUUUCCUGGAACUCAAAAGGAGAUAUUUUGAAUAAUGUUUUUCAAUAUAACAAAAGUGAAUGAGGACUGUCCAAAAAUGAAAGUUGUGAUUUGCAGAAAACUCCUGUGCAUCUCUCCAAUAUCAUUCGCGCAAGCUCAUAUUCAUGCAUGGGACGUCACUAACAGCCCAAGACAUGUGAGAACCAAAUCUGUUUGCCAUCGCAGACUUCAAACCUGGCUCAAAGUGUCUUUAUGUGCCAUAUUUGUAUGGAUAUGAAUGCAAAUGAGAUUUCAGAGCUGCAGUUAACAUAGACUUUCAGCAAAUAAUAUGUUCUGAACACAAAGCUAGUGCACAAUUUGUAUGGUAUGCUCAGCAACAUCCAUCCUCAUUCCCUAUCAUUGUAUGGAGAAGGGAAGUGUGAACAUUGUGCUAUAUUCUUCCUCCUGUAUUCCACAGAAGAAAAAAAAAGAAAAUCACAUACUGUUUGGAUUUACACGGUGCUGAGUGAAUUUGCAGUUUUAGCUAUUCCUAUAACAUUAGGCCUUGAAUUUGUGAAUUUGACUUCUGCUAGCAGCAACAGUGUGGCCUCAGUAUUUAAAUACUGUACCUUACUUCAUUGUGUGUUUGGAUGAAAUUUAAAAAUGAUUAGUGGUUGUGGUUAUGGUUUGUUUGGAUAAUGGCUGGGUUUUUGUUCUGUAAAUCCUAUUAAUUAUGCAUAUUGUAAUCCAUGUUUAAUAUUAAACAAGGAAAGUAAAACAAUUACUUUGCCAUAAUGCUAUAUGAUACAGACUAUAAAAAUUUGAACAGAA